Molecule: messenger RNA, 1416 nt
Organism: Morone saxatilis (striped sea-bass)
Lineage: Eukaryota; Metazoa; Chordata; Actinopteri; Moronidae
Product: regulator of G-protein signaling 13-like
Exons: 5
Coding region: 79-630 (183 amino acids)
Source: RefSeq, a predicted model, not a curated record
UAAGUUGAUGCUAAGAGGACACAGUGGCAGACGCGGAUCUCAAUCAACACAGUCACACAUGUAUACAGUAUUGUUGCCAUGCCAAGUCUAGUCACAUCACCACCAAGGCAGCUUCAGCACUUAACUAUGGAUGCUGACAACAAGGACAGGGGAAAAGACAGGGGAGGAAACAUGAAGUGUCGACUUAGAUCGUGUCAACACCCUAAAACGGAUGGGCUUUGUUACGAGGAGAUGUCCCAGUGGUCACACUCACUAGAGAGACUUCUAUCAUCCAAAUAUGGCAUGAAGAUAUUCCAGGCCUUCUUGAAGUCAGAGUUCAGUGAUGAAAACAUAGAGUUUUGGCUGAUGUGUGAGGACUACAAGAAGAUCAAAUCUUCCUUCAGGAUGUCCUCCAGGGCAAAAAAGAUCUUUAAACGCUACAUUCAAGCUGAGGCUGUGAGAGAGAUCAACAUUGAUCACAAGACCAGAGACUUGAUCAGACGGAACAUUAAGGCGCCCACCAGAGUGUGCUUCGAUGAUGCCCAGAGGAUCGUCUAUGGGCUAAUGGAGAGGGACUCUUACCCACGUUUCCUCAGGUCUGACAUCUAUCAGGCUCUACUGGACUCCACAUCAGAAUCUGUGAAGAUGUAAAGAAAACAGAUACCAGAGACAGUGUGUUUAUAGACACUGGACUGUGAACCUAAGCCCAAUGCUGGACUACCUGAGAGAAGCUGUGUUGUGUGUUUGCUCAUCUUGGGACGACUGUUGGUGAUUCGUUAACACCAAAAGCACCAAAAACUCAUUUUUUCAUUUUCAACACAUUCGUGCCUUACUUGUGAGUUGAAGAGGAUGUGCUUUGAGGUUGGCCAUGCCCAUAUACUCUGUGAGAGGGAAGGUCAGCUUUGUAGUAAAACAAAAACAAAGAGGGUUUGUUGAAAACCAGCUGAUAUAAUGGAAACAGAUGGGUCAGAGCCAAAAAUGUUCUACAGCUACAGUUGUACAUGAAUCACUAGAAGCUGCUGUGAUAGCCCCUGUAAGUUAGGAAAUUUCCCAGACAUGCCACGAUUAUGUCGUGAAAAUACCGGGUACUUUCUGUGAGAGACGCCAGGAAGUGUAUGUGGUGCAAACAACAACUUCCACCCAAGAUGCAAGUGCAUGAGCUGGUAUCUACAUUUGCACACCAUCUUAAGUUUGUUAUCUCACUAAAGCAAUAGAUAAGUAGAUGCAAGAUGUGGAUUUUUAUGUGUGGUGUUAUCCAUUUAGAGGUUUUACAUUCUGACAUCAAUGCUGUCACAGUGAAAUAACUGAUGUGUUGCAGCUAAAAUAAUUAGUUAUAAGCUAUAUAUUAAAAUGUGUUCCACAGUUUAUCACAAUGUUAUGAAUGUAAAUAUUAAGAUGGAUUUGUACAUAUUUAAUAAACAAAAUAUUACACUGGCA